Ectocarpus sp. CCAP 1310/34 is the source of this 2051-nucleotide messenger RNA. NCBI's taxonomy places the organism in Eukaryota, Phaeophyceae, Ectocarpales, Ectocarpaceae. The record is from the annotation of a GenBank genome assembly.
CCACACCCUCUUCCAUCGGCCGACUACCAACUUCUCCCCGCCUGCACAUCUGCACGCCUAGACCUGCACUGGAACAAGCUACAACAGCUCCAGCCUCGUUCGUAAUCAUCAUCUCCUGCAGAAUGGCGUUCCGUAUGUGUUCGGUGCUGUUGGCUCUCGUCAUGGCGGUCGCCGCCUCCGCCGAAACCCUCAUCCCGUUGUGCGUGGUCAGCGCCGACUCGUCGUUCGAGACCCUCCACGCGACGGCGGCCGAGACAGAGAACUACCCGGACGCUCUGGAGGGCGCCUGCAACGAGUUCCUCGGCCAGCUGUGCGACGACAGCCUCAAGUGCACCGUGGACUUCGACUACGACGAGGAAAAGUGCCUGCCCGAGCCCAGGGAGGUGAUGGAAUCCUGCGUCGAGACGACUGAAUGAGGAGGCUUGCCAGGGAAAAGGAGGUGGUGAUGAAUAGCCGCCUGGCGAGGCGGCUUGGCGGGCCCCGAAGGACGGGCGGAGGGGGCGCGAAUGGAGCCAUGUUCGGCAGGGAGGGCGCGACCCGCCCCGAGCUUGGCGACGGGUCAGCGCAGCACGCUCGACAACCGGAAGUGUUCCGCCCUGUUGUCGGGGCUCCGCUGGUAUAGAAAGAUGGUGUAACCCGCGGGGCGUGGGUCGCUUCGAUCGGAGCAGCAGCGUAUGUUGUGUGACAAUAGCUGUCUUCUUACAAAAGCUUUGUGUCGAGAGUUAAUGCACAGAGGACGACGGGGCCUGCUUUGUUUUUGUACGAUACUCACCCCGCUUUCUAACCUACGGGCAGGGUGACCGGGCCUCGUUUUCUAUCGCCGUGGGAGAGUACUCCUUACCUGCCGAUGCCCCCCAUCGACGUCAUGACGUCAAUCGAUCUUACAGGGCUGGCUUCCUUGUGAAGCACGCGUGUGUCCGUUGUGUGUAACGAUCUCUUCGUUUUGAGGGAAGGGGGAAGGAUGGGAUGUGUUCGCUUUUUGGCAACCUCUGGGAAAUGCUGUUUUUUUCUCGCGCAACUAUUCCCUCGUCAGUAUCUAGCUGUCCGGAAACUUGAUGUGUGCCUGCCUUCAGUUGAAGUACGCGUCUUGACCUUGGGCUUUGUUGUCCCGAGAUAUGUGGCCCGUGCUCCUAGUCGUGGGUGCCCCCCCCCCCCCCCCCCNCCGCUCGUGUGGAUUUUGUCAUGUGUGCGGGUGUGUACAUGUAGGGAACAAGUAGAGGCGUCUUCUUUCUUUAUUUGUACUACUCAUUGCUACUGAAGACUUGUUUUUUUUCGUCGACCUCUCCCUUGCUCCUGUACGCUUAGUAAGAUCGCAUGACCCGAAUGGUUUUUAGCUUAACUAGUUUGUCCACGAGUCAUAAAUUGUUACCCUGAAUAUUCUCAAUUAUCAAGACGUUGGGAAGAGUUUCAGCAAACGCCUUGUGAUCUUGUGCUCCGCGGCGGAUUUGGGCUCCACAUGCAACGUCACGGCCCCUUCAAUCAACAUAAAUGAGGUAUUGGGUUGGCCAGUGGGAAAAAUCAGCGACAGGCUGCUGCUGCAGUCGGUUCCUAUAUAGUCAACCUCGGCAAACACGCCAGCGAGACACAAAACGGAGCGGUAGGUACACUCGUGUAGCACCGCCGUCCGGACAAUCGGAAGAAAAGCACCCCCCGCUGAUCUGUCCACAGUUGUUAAGCGCCGCGCCGCCAGCACGCCUCCUUUUUUUUCAGCGGAAACGACUUCUCGGGUUGGCUGCUGUACCGGCGUUGCCUCGGGCGUGACCCGUACCGCUUGCUGGCGGAACAACAUGGCACGAGCGCUGGCGGCGAGUAGAACCACCUUUUUUCCAACAAUCUUCUGUGCGUGUGUGCGGGUGCACCAUUUUCGCCACGCAUUGCCAGAAGUAUCGAGUUCGAUAGACAGUGCAUCGUUUCUUGGCCCACCCACCGUGUUUCUUUUUCCGUACUCCGGAAGAAAAUUAGGUGAGCAGCGGGUUUUGAACCCGCGUCUUUUGCAACCAAAAGCAACCACUGGACAUCUCUUCGUCGACGCCAUUGUGGCAAGAAGGGUU